UUGGGCUGUGCAUUGCGUGGAGGCUGAGCAAGGACUAGUGGAGACUGGACUGAGUACAGUUUGAGUCCAGUCCACGCGACACGAAGAUUGGAGACUCAGGGGUUGUGCCAGAAACGAAAACAGGGUGUUUCAGAGUUAAAGUACUCCAUGAAAACGGGGAGUUCUGUUCUUUGGAGAUGGCUUCUUGCUGGAACAGUGAAGUGGUAGGAGAUCACACAGGAGUCUUGUCUGCAUCUCCAUAUUCCCUUCUCCAUUAGUCGCCUCGGUGAGCCAGGAAAUAAGAAUUCUAAAACCAGGAAUACGUUUGGGCUGUAGGGGGCUGGCUGCAGUGAGCGGCUGCGGGUAAGGGCAGGGCGGGGGAGUGAGAAGGGGGAGGAGGGAGGGAGGGAGGGCGAAGGGGUGGAGCUCCCUGGAGUUCUUGUUUGGAGUGGAGGAGAGAGGAAUUGGAAAGUGUGAUUAUUGGGUAAGUACGCAAUCAAUCACAGAUGUCUCUGUGCAGCAUGUUUUGUGAGUGGCAGGAGGAGGAGGUGUGCGGAGAAUGGAAUGUGACUCAGCGCAGUCUCUAGGAGGGUUCUUCAACUGAUUGUAUAUGGUGCAACUGAUCAUUCUUGGAAGGAAGUUUGGGUAAGGGGUGUUGGCUCACGGAAGGGGAGUGUACAAAACGGGGGAGGGAAAGGCGGAGGAGAAGGGGUAAGGAGGUGGCGGGAGAGGGAGGGAGGAGGGUUGGAACUCCCUCUUGUUCUUGUUCGGAGCAGAGGAGAGAGGUAUUACAAAUGAUUCAUCACUCACCUCAAAGUUUCUGGGCAGUUCUUGUCAUCUGCGGCAGGAGGAGGAGCUGUGCGGAGGAUUGGUUGUGAUUCAGUGGAAUCACUAGGUGGCUUCUUCAAUUGAUUGGUACCACACGACUGAUCAUUCUUGGAAGGUAGUCUGGGUAAGGUAGCAGAGGGUUGGCUCGGAGAAGGGAGUUUUUGGAAAGAGGGCAAGGAAAGGCCAGAAGUGAAGCUGGGUGGCUACUCCUCUGUGCACCAACCAUAAUGGGCUUGUCAUGCUCAAAGAUGGUUUCGGCCAGAGAAAGCACAGGGGACGGGGAAGUGGCUGUAGUGUCUAGCUCGAAGGGCGCAAAUGGUGCAUCAGUGUGGGUUGAGCGCAAAGUGCAUGCUAUUCCCGCGGGCUAUUGCAUCAGAGGAGUGAAGAAAGGGCAUUCUGUAGAACAGGCACCACUCAAACAAGCACCAGAGGGAUGGACAGCAAAGAAAGCCGCAGCGGCCCUCUCAGCCGCAGGGGCAGAAGCAGCAGGGGGUGGGCAUGAGGGGUACGAAGGGAAUAUUGUCACUUCUUCUACACCUGUCAGCCCAGUGGUAGGAGAGAAUCCUGGCUCAGCAAUGGUGGUGGAUGGUGCUACUUUGGAGAAAUGUAAUCGUCAAGCUCAUGUGGAUGAAGCACCGAGCUUAUGCCGAACUAUGAUUGUGGUGCCGAAGGAGGAAGGAAGAGUCAGUGGAGCAGCUGCUGUACCUGAGCGGCAUCGCCAUGAUACUCACAAAUCUGUUGAGGACCCUGAAGUUGCAAUGGUAUCAGACAGGCAUGGCAUAAUCUUGGCAAUGUCAAAUGAUCAAGUUCAUGAUGAUCAACCAAGAUUGCAAGUGAAGACAAUAGAAGAGCUCAAGCUGGAGUCGUGUGAAUGGGUACUGGAUGGUUUGGAUGCAAUGAUGAAGGCCAAAGCAAGUAAAGCAAGGUCGAAUCCAUUCGAGCAUGCUGGGGCGCACUGGUGUCUUUCCUUCGUGGCUGGAUCGGCAAACAAAUAUGUGGUGAUCACUCUAGAAAGGCACAGAGAAGAGAAGGUGCUUGGCAUUAAGCAGGCGUUUCGGUUCAGGUUGUGUCUGGUCAAUGUUCUGAACCAGAAGAAUUCCCUUAUCAUCGAUGCAAGGCAUGUCUUCUCAGAAGACCAGACAGCAUGGGAUUCUGGCUCAUUGAUUCGGUCCUCGUACUGCUCCAGUCCUGAGGAGGGCUUUGCUUGUGAUGGCCAGCUUCACGGGGAGAUAGUUAUCAUCAAAGAUGAUCAGAGUGCCACUUUACCUACAGCUCCAGGAUGUCUCCUCUCACCAGCUGGAUCUCGUAGCAUGAGUGGAAGGGAAUCAAAUAUGAUUAGAGGCUACCCUCACAGUGGUAUAUUGUCAAGAAUGAAAGUUGUGAGCUUAAUGCCGCGUCUAGUAGUUUUCGAAGAGUUCAUCACAGAUGAGGAAUGUGACCGACUCAUCGAGAUAGCGAGGCCACAUCUCAAGCGCUCGCUUGUCUCUGGAAGAGCAAUAAGCGAGAAUCGGACAAGCAGCAGCAUGUUCAUGACAGGGUCAUUGAUGAAUGACCCUGUUGUGCAAGCCGUCGACUUCAGGGCCAUUUUCUAUGCUGGACUACUUAGUAACCAAGUCCCAGAAGACCGGGAGCGUCUCCAGAUAAUACGAUACCAAGCAAAUCAAGAAUUUAAGGCACACUAUGACAAUGAAGUGGGGGAUUGCAGCAAGCGCGCUGCGACCAUGCUCAUGAACCAGUUGGCAAAAGAGGCCAACAUCAAUGUGCACAACUUUCCUUCGUUUAGCAAGGUAGCCCUGGACCUUGAAGCAAAGAUAGGGCAUGGACAGACACCCACUACGGAAGGGAAAAAGAAGACGCUGCCUCCCAACUGGAAGGCGAAGGGUCGCUUAAUGUUUGUCGACAAUGAUGGUUCAACCAUCGAGUUGGACGGCAACCUUCAGGAGGGAGUAGAUGCAGAGGCAGGUGGCGAUACUUCAGAGGGUGGAGUAGUCGCCGCCGUAACCCAGCAAAAAGGUAAAGGGACCGGUAGACGCCCUAGGGGAUCCUGGUCGAAGAGUCAAACAGACCCCAAUGCUCCUCCAUGGGAGAAGGCGGGUCUAUCGGAGGACGUGUGGAGAGAUCGGUGGGCACGACAAGCUUGUAUCAAGUGUGGCCAAUAUGGUCAUAGCAUGCACAAGUGCCGUAAUAGGAAGGUCACCGAGAAGAUCCCGCCCACUAUGGGGUCGGCGGUAGGAUCCUCUCAACCUGUUGGCAGCAACAUUGCUAGUUCUUCAGGCAGUGCUCCGGGAAACACGUCUGGCCAGUAGGGAUAGUAGCUGUUCCUACUAGGGUCGCGAUGGUGGAUUCACCCUCACCUUCCCGAGAGAUGGCCCAAGCUACAGACUCUCCAGUCGUCCCGCAAACACAUUCAGACCCAUCGACCCUCUGUUCAAUGAACGUGUUUGAAUCCU
Chara braunii is the source of this 3257-nucleotide messenger RNA. The record is from the annotation of a GenBank genome assembly. Lineage: Eukaryota; Viridiplantae; Streptophyta; Charophyceae; Charales; Characeae.